Messenger RNA from Crotalus tigris (Tiger rattlesnake), 2709 nucleotides. It is a transcript of the gene BMPR1B, whose product is annotated as bone morphogenetic protein receptor type 1B. Gene Ontology annotation, cellular component: plasma membrane; signaling receptor complex. Gene Ontology annotation, molecular function: ATP binding; SMAD binding; transforming growth factor beta receptor activity, type I. Bases 701 to 2308 code for a protein of 535 amino acids. Gene Ontology annotation, biological process: protein phosphorylation; dorsal/ventral pattern formation; BMP signaling pathway. The transcript is spliced from 15 exons. The record is from RefSeq and is a predicted model, not a curated record. NCBI's taxonomy places the organism in Eukaryota, Metazoa, Chordata, Lepidosauria, Squamata, Viperidae.
GGGGUGUGCGUGGUAGAAGAAGGCAGGCUCGGCCGUAGAGAGACUCUCUCUUUGGAAAGCGUCUGGCUCCGAGUAUUCACUAGUGGGAGCUGGAGAGGGCAGGGAAAACGAAAUUCAGCAGCGCUCUCGCUCUCGCUCCCUCUCUCUGCGCCGGAGUCCGGGAGCAGCUGCAAGAGCCGGGCAGGGAGAGGGGAGAAGCUAGAAGCGGCGCAGAGAAAGAGGUGUCGAGGCGAGCUCCAGGGCCGGUGUGUGUGUGUGUGGGGGGGAGACUGGGGGAAAGCUCGCUCUUGCCACGACCUCCCUUCUGCUGGCCGAUGGGAAGCCCGGCGGCGCGGCUCUAUCCAGGAAACUCCAGCGCCCCGGAUUUGCAAGAAAUGGAUGGAGAACAUGGAAGGCCCUAGGACAAUUUGCCUCAGCCAACUCACCGCGGAACAAGUUCAGAGGGCUUCUUACUGUUAAGGAGAACAGUCUUCUAGCAACACAGUGGAAAUUGGCUAAAGGAAAGAUUGUGAAGGAGAGUCCCAGGGAAACCUCUAUCUCCCUCCACCUUGACUGACCGAUGGAAGUAUCUACCAAGGUUCUGCUGGCACAACUCAUCUGAAUUGCUGAGAGGCGGGAGCAGGAGAGCUCUCUGCGAACUGAGCAAGGGAAAAGAAGGGGACUACGAGCUGCUGCCGCUAUUACUGCUGCUGCUGCUGCAAUGAACUGGCUAGAUGAACCAAACUGGCAACUUCACAUUUCUUUCCUUGUGCUUCUCUCCAUUCACACGAAGGCAAACUUCCUAGACAGCAGGUCCUUGAGGAAUUCUGGGAAAGGAAACAUCGAUGCUAGGAAAGAAGACGGGGGGAGCACAGCAGCUGCUCCUGCCCAGAAGAAGCUGUGGUGUCACUGUCAUCACUAUUGUCCCGAAAAUUCAAAAAACAACACCUGCAGCACGGAUGGCUAUUGUUUUGCGAUGGUGAAAGAUGAAGAUACUGGAGGACAGACUUUUACUACAGGCUGCAUAGGUUUAGAAGGUUCUGACUUCCAGUGCCGAGACACUCCAUUAUCUCAACCAAGAAGAUUAAUUGCAUGCUGCACAGAUCAGGAUUUCUGUAAUAAAGAUCUUCACCCUACUCUGCCACCAUUAGAACAUCCAGCUUUUUCAAAGGGAAAUGUUCACCAGAAGGCUCUGCUAAUUUCAGUGAUUGUCUGUAGCAUACUCUUAGUGUGCAUCAUCAUAUUCUGUUACUUCAGGUAUAAAAGGCUAGAAAGCAGACGGCAACCUUCUCAUUAUAGCAUUGGACUUGAACAAGAUGAGACUUAUAUUCCACCAGGCGAAUCCUUGAAAGACCUCAUUGAGCAGUCACAGAGCUCAGGAAGUGGUUCAGGGCUCCCUCUAUUGGUACAGAGGACUAUAGCAAAACAGAUCCAGAUGGUGAAGCAGAUUGGCAAAGGUCGCUAUGGGGAGGUUUGGAUGGGAAAGUGGCGAGGAGAAAAAGUGGCUGUCAAAGUUUUCUUUACCACCGAAGAAGCCAGCUGGUUUCGAGAGACAGAAAUCUAUCAGACUGUUCUGAUGAGGCAUGAAAAUAUUUUGGGAUUCAUUGCUGCAGAUAUUAAAGGAACCGGAUCUUGGACACAGCUUUAUCUUAUCACCGAUUAUCAUGAAAACGGAUCUCUGUAUGAUUAUCUAAAAUCUACUACCUUGGAUACAAAAGCAAUGCUGAAAUUGGCAUAUUCCUCUAUCAGUGGACUGUGCCACUUGCAUACUGAGAUCUUCAGCACCCAAGGCAAACCAGCAAUUGCUCAUCGGGACCUCAAAAGUAAAAACAUUCUGGUGAAGAAAAAUGGAACUUGCUGUGUAGCAGAUCUUGGUCUGGCGGUUAAAUUCAUUAGUGAUACAAAUGAAGUGGAUAUCCCACCAAACACCAGAGUGGGAACCAAACGUUACAUGCCUCCAGAAGUGCUGGAUGAAAGCUUGAAUCGAAAUCACUUUCAGUCAUAUAUUAUGGCUGAUAUGUACAGCUUUGGACUCAUCCUUUGGGAAAUAGCAAGGAGAUGUGUUUCCGGAGGUAUUUUUGAGGAAUAUCAGCUUCCUUAUCAUGACCUUGUUUCCAGUGACCCUUCAUAUGAAGACAUGAGAGAAAUAGUAUGUAUCAAGAGAUUACGGCCUUCAUUUCCCAACAGAUGGAGUAGUGAUGAGUGCCUACGACAAAUGAGAAAAUUAAUGACUGAAUGCUGGGCUCACAACCCGGCUUCUCGGCUGACAGCCUUGCGAGUAAAGAAAACACUUGCCAAAAUGUCAGAGUCACAGGACAUUAAGCUUUGAGUCAGCUAACAAAAGCUAAAGCUCAGAAAAAAUGGACUUUCCUUCUGUGUCUCAAAGAGACAGGAAGAAGAAUGACAUACCUUCGGUAAUAUGAACCUUGAAUGCAGAUUUUGGCAAAGUAUUUGCCCACUGGGGCAGAAACCUUUCCAGAGGAAAGAAACAUGGCCCAGUUGAGAAUUUUUUGUUUCCUGUAUGACCGGACAAAGAAGACGUUCAGCCUCCUUGGAGAUUGAAGCAAGCCAAUGUAUCGAUAAUUGUUUCUAGACUAUAUAUGCUGCUUUCUGUGAAAGCCUUUAUUAUUAAUAUUGUUAUUAAUAUUUGAAGUUUUUAAUUUUCAUGGAAAUGAAUCAUUGCAGUUACAAAGUCCAAGGAAAUAAUUAUUUUCUAACGCUAAAAAAAAA